CAGAGUCUGGUUCAUGGUUGGGAUGGUUUGAUCCGCCUUCUGUUGGUCUGUAAAAUGCAACAGCUGAUGCUUGGUCAUCUGUGUGUGAUCUCUCUGUCCUGUCACCAUGUAGUCACUUGCAGACUGCAGAGCUCCCUCAUGGCAUCCUCCUGAGCGUCCAUCCACAGAUCCUCCUCAUCCUCCGCUCCACUCGGAUCCGAACGCGCCUUUUUAUUUUUUUUAUUUUUUUAUUAUUUUACCUAUCCUCCAUGCGCUUUUUUUCUCACCAUGUUACAAAUCGGAGAUGAGCUGAUGUAUUUCUCGUCCGUGUUCCUGCUGGUGAUGCUGGGGACCAGGAGCGCCACGGGGGCCUCUGUGUUCACCCUGUUCCUCUACGUCUUCAUGAUGAUGUUCCGCUUCCCUCCGGUGCCGGCGGACCAGGCCAGCCGGGUGCUGCGGCCCAGGGAUUCUUUCGGCGGCGUUCCGGUGGUGGCGCACCGCGGAGGGAGUCACGACGCACCGGAGAACACACUGGCAGCGAUCAGAGAGGCCAGCAGAAACGGGGCUACAGGAGUGGAGCUGGACUUGAGUUUCACAGUUGAUGGAGUGCCUGUACUGAUGCAUGAUGAGACCGUGGACCGCACCACCAAUGGCUCAGGGCCAGUCAGCAAACUGCAGUUCGUGCAGUUAAGAAGACUAGAUGCUGCUGCACGCCACAGACUGAAAGACAAGUUCAGUGCAGAGAAAGUCCCAACUCUGCAGGAGGCGGUGGAGGAAUGCAUCAGGCACCAACUGACCAUUUUCUUUGAUGUUAAAGAUCAACCCGAUAAGGCUGCAUCAGCACUCCAUGCUUUGUAUAAAAAGUUUCCGGGCCUUUACAAUUCCAGCAUCGUUUCAUCGUUUGAACCUAAAGUCAUUUACAAGAUGCGUCAGACGGACCCCAAAGUGGUCACAGCUCUCACCCACCGACCUUGGAGACUGAGUCGUUAUGAGGAUGGUACCCCUAGGACCCUGUCUGCCCUGGGUCAGCUGUGGUCUGCUGCUCUGGACGUUUUGCUGGACUGGGCCCACCACCACCUCCUGUGGAAGCUCUGUGGGAUCUCUGCCAUCCUUGUACAGAAAGACUUCAUCUCAUUGGACUAUGUACAGUACUGGGCAGAGCGAGGGGUGGAGGUGGUGGGCUGGACUGUGAACACCGCUGUGGAGAAGGACUACUACCAAAACCUGCUGAAGAUCGGUUACAUUACUGACAGUCUGCUGGAAGACUGCGACCCUCGCUAUUGAAUGUUUCACAAAACAUACAGAAAAGAUUAUUUAAAACAAAAACUUGUAAAAGAAAACGCAUCAGAAGCUGGAAAUUCUGCAUAAACCUGCCUAAACCAGUUUCUUUUGUCCUUUUAGAGAAAUUACUUGAUAGAUAAUAGCUCUAGACUUUAACUUCAUGAGGAAAGAAUUUAGACAAUGGGUGCUAACUAGCUGUGUAGUUGCAAACAACCUAAGCUUCAUAGAAAUACUAACAUGACUUAGUGAUUAGAACAUAGUUACCUGUAGCUGGAUUACAGGUAAUUUUACAAUAAAUCUAGACACAAUAAAUAAUGAAUGCUGAAUACUUGUUCUUAUUCUGUUAACAGCAGCAAUACCUCCAACUCUCCAGGACUACACUACUUUGGGGAUCUUUUCUACCUACUGAGGCUUUUGAGCCCCUUUAAAAAAGACACCAGUAUAGAAAACAGUA
This is a messenger RNA of Sphaeramia orbicularis (orbiculate cardinalfish), 1714 nucleotides long. RefSeq names its product glycerophosphodiester phosphodiesterase 1-like. Gene Ontology annotation, molecular function: glycerophosphodiester phosphodiesterase activity. Gene Ontology annotation, biological process: phospholipid metabolic process; ethanolamine metabolic process; N-acylethanolamine metabolic process. The record is from RefSeq and is a predicted model, not a curated record. Lineage: Eukaryota; Metazoa; Chordata; Actinopteri; Kurtiformes; Apogonidae. Gene Ontology annotation, cellular component: plasma membrane. The transcript is spliced from 6 exons. The coding region runs from base 268 to 1263 and encodes 331 amino acids.